Messenger RNA from Ooceraea biroi (clonal raider ant), 1938 nucleotides. Its product is annotated as protein phosphatase 1L. Lineage: Eukaryota; Metazoa; Arthropoda; Insecta; Hymenoptera; Formicidae. Gene Ontology annotation, biological process: protein dephosphorylation. The record is from RefSeq and is a predicted model, not a curated record. Gene Ontology annotation, molecular function: cation binding; protein serine/threonine phosphatase activity.
UGCUUACAACGUUAUCUGUGCUUAUUAUCGAAGGAGGAAUAAAUCGUACGCGAAUAAAUGCGAAUUGUUAUAAUCUAAGGUGAGAGUAUUUGUCUCAAGUAGAAAAGAAAUCUGAGAUAGCUGACUUUAACCGAUUCGACGCGGGUAACCGCUAACGAGAACGAUACUGAAGAUUCUCCAAAAUAUUAUGGAUGACGAGCUCGAAGACCGAGUCCUGUAUCAGACUUAUUUGUCACACAUGAAGCUCGUGUCCAGAUUUACUGUGGGAAUUUCCACUGGAUUAAACAUUGGGAUUAAUACUCCGUUAGGCUAUCUUUAUAAAAUUAUGCGACUCUAUGCUUUAAAGCCAGAAGUGUUGAUCUGCGGUAUGAUGCUGGCAAUUAUUUUGUUCUACAUACAAGCCUUAGAUGUUUGGAGCAGAGCACUUCUGGGAAGAAUUCAAUAUACUCUGGGACGCACUACUUCUAAGGUGACUAAGUUACAAUUUUUAGUCAAUGAUUCAUCGAAUAAUGGAAUAAAACUUAGCUGGGAGUUAAAACACGAUCAUGUUGCAGCGUAUGCUGUACAAGGGCAUAGAGCUCGAAUGGAAGACCGCUUCGUAGUGAAUGAAGAUACGAAUAAUACGGGAGUUUCCUUGUUUGCAAUAUUCGAUGGACAUGGUGGAGAGUUUGCAGCCAACUACGCUCGAGACAAACUUAUUUCUAAUAUCAACAAAAAAGUUAUUGAACUGAAGAAUAUACUGGCUGGUAAAACACCUACACAUGAGAACGAGCUAACCACAAAUGAAGUGAGAAAAAAAGGUGAUAAUAAGGCAGAUGAAAAAACUGUGGAGAGAAGAAAAUCCUUUCGGAAAGUCGUAAGCGCUUCUCUGACGGAUGAUUGCAUGAAGAAAGCCGUCGAAGUAACUGAUCCAGAAUUACUCGAUAAGCUGGACAGCAUAUCCCCUAUUACAAGAGAGAUUAGGCCAUGCAGACCAGGUGAGAAACAAGCGCCCAAAGUAGAUAUGAUAAACUACUUAGAAGGAGACAAAAUCAAUUACAGCCGACUCCUAACUGAUGAAGUUUUAGCAGUGGAUAGAUUAUUAGUGGAAGCAGCUAAAAAAAAUAUGGAUGUUGCAGGUACGACUGCUUUGAUUGCUCUUUUGGAAGACAAUAAGUUAAUCGUGGCAAAUGUUGGAGAUUCUAGAGGAGUAAUGUGUGAUGGAAAGGGCAAUGCGAUUCCCUUGUCUUUUGACCACAAACCUCAACAGGAAAGAGAAAGAAAGAGAAUAAAUAAAGCUGGUGGUUUAGUGACUUUUAAUGGUGUAUGGAGAGUUGCUGGCAUAUUGGCUACUUCUCGUGCUCUGGGAGAUUAUCCUCUGAAGGAUAAAAAGCUAGUGAUCGCCGAUCCAGACAUUCUAACGUUUGAUCUAAAUGAUCAUAACCCUAUGUUUAUAAUAUUGGCAUCCGAUGGUUUGUGGGACACGUUCUCAAACGAGGAGGCUGUAGCUUUCAUCAAAGAGCGUAUGGACGAGCCACAUUUUGGUGCAAAAAGUAUCACAUUACAAAGUUUUUACAGAGGAUCUGCCGAUAACAUUACAGUCGUCGUGAUUAAUUUGAAGGAUCGCAAAUACAGCUCAUCGGAGGCCAAGAAGAACUAGUUAUGAAAAACUCUGCCGCCUACUUUUUCAUCUUGAAGUUCCAAAGGUCUAGUCAUAAAAUUAAUACAUCUUUAUUGUUGUUACCACAUAAAUUUAUAUAUAUAUAUAUAUAUAUAUAUAUCAAGCAUGCUUGAUGUACAGCAUGUUCUUGAUCGCAGGUUUUGCUUUGACAGUGCAAGUGUGAUAUUAAAGCUAAAAUUAAAACUAAUAGAUUAUUGUUGCAUUCGAUUGUAAAAAUUCACAAAUCAGAAAUCAAGCAUUAAUUGUUAUAUUUAUGAAUAUAUAUUUAUAUAAGUAAU